AUGCUCCAGGCAACGUUUAAGCUCUGUGCUGGGAGCUCCUACAGACACGUGCGCAACAUGAAGGGGCUGAGGCACCAGGCUGUGCUGGCCAUUGGCCAGGAGCUGAACCGGAGGGCCUUGGGGGGCCCGACUCCGAGCGCGUGGAUUAAUCAGGUCCGGAGGCGGAGUUCUCUGCUAGGUUCCCGGCUGGAAGACACUCUCUACAGCGACCGGGAGCUGGCCUAUAUCCACCAAGGAGAGGAGGCCAUGCAGAAGGCCCUGGGCAUCCUCAGCAGCCAGGAGGGCUGGAAGAAGGAGAACCAGCAGGCCAAUGGAGACAAAGUGCUGAGUAAAGUGGUCCCAGACGUGGGCAAGGUUUUCCGGCUGGAGGUGGUGGUGGACCAGCCCAUGGAGAGGCUUUACGAAGAGCUUGUGGAACGCAUGGAGGCAAUGGGAGAGUGGAACCCCAACGUCAAGGAGAUCAAGGUCCUGCAGAAGAUUGGAAAAGACACGGUGAUCACCCACGAGCUGGCUGCAGAAUCAGCAGGAAACCUCGUGGGGCCCCGGGACUUCGUGAGUGUGCGCUGUGCCAAGCGCCGAGGCUCCACCUGCGUGCUGGCUGGCAUGGCCACGCAGUUCGGGCAGAUGCCUGAGCAGAAGGGUGUCAUCAGAGCCGAGCAUGGCCCCACUUGCAUGGUGCUCCACCCUCUGGCUGGGAGUCCAUCAAAGACCAAACUCACUUGGCUGCUCAGCAUUGACCUCAAGGGAUGGCUGCCAAAGACUAUCAUCAACCAAGUCCUAUCUCAGACCCAGGUGGACUUUGCCAACCACCUGCGCAAGCACCUGGAGUCCAGCCCUGCUCCUGAGGCCAGGUGCUGA
This is a messenger RNA of Pipistrellus nathusii (Nathusius's pipistrelle), 858 nucleotides long. The record is from the annotation of a GenBank genome assembly. Lineage: Eukaryota; Metazoa; Chordata; Mammalia; Chiroptera; Vespertilionidae.